AUGGUGUCUCUGGUUGUGUCUGGUUUUGUUGUUGGUACUAUCUUCAAGGUGCAGUGGUUUUCUGUGGGGUUUCCUCUAGGUGCGGGCUGGAGGUCUAGCAAAGGUGGGCAAGACUUUGGGUGGCUCGGGAUGUGGGGUGCCAUAUAUGUACCCUUCUCUAUAGUUUCAUCUAAUUUAUGUGUGAUGGGGACCGCGGAUCCUGGUGGUGAUAAAGCCCUUGUUGAUCUUGAGCAAUCUUUCGGGAGACACCUUAUGCUUAUGGAUUCUUCUGGUAAGCGUAGAAUUGGCAUCGAAAUCUUUUUUCAUAAGGCAAUAGAGACCAGCCUAAAAGGGUCUCCCAGGUCUCCCUCAUGUGUUCGCUCGAGUGUUUGUGGGCUUGGCAUCCAAUAA
Messenger RNA from Prunus armeniaca (apricot), 390 nucleotides. Lineage: Eukaryota; Viridiplantae; Streptophyta; Magnoliopsida; Rosales; Rosaceae. The record is from the annotation of a GenBank genome assembly.